AUGGAUCUGCUCGAGAACCAGGUCAGCGACCUGAAAUACCUAACGCAGAACGCCAUCACCCCCCUGGCCGAGACGACCCCGACCGGCUUCACGCCGCAGAGCGCAGUCUCGCCGGUUUCCGCGGUCGGCCAUAAUUCCGCACACCACCAGCAUCAGCACCACCACGACGCCCACCACCAGCAGACCGCAGGAGGCGACCCGAAUGCAGCCUCCAUGUCCGCCGGCGCCAAGCGGAAGGGUGCGCUGGACGACGAGGACUCCCCUAAUGCCGGCGGCAGCAGUAAGCAGCAGCGCAGCAAGCGCAAUCGAUACAUCUCCAUAGCCUGCAACGAGUGCAAGCGGCGCAAGAUCAAGUGCAAUGGCGAGACCCCCUGCCAGAGGUGCGGCAACCUCAACCUGCAAUGCCUCUACGCCCCCAACUGCUGCUCCACCAACUUCAAGGACUCGGACGAGUUCAAGCACAUGAACAACACCGUCUCGCGCCUCCAGGAGCAGGUCGAGACCCUCUUCAACAACCUCAACUCGCUCCGAUCCGAGACCCUGCGCCUCGCCCCCAUCCAGGGCCAGGACCGAGUCCUCCCUCUCCCGGGCGCCCCAAAUACGAGCACACCGUCGCCGUCCACCAGCUCCGCCGCUCCUGCCCACCGCCCUGAUGUGUCGCAUCCCCGCCAGCCCGGCUUUCGGGGCCCGACGAGCACCCACUUCAGCCUCGAUGUCGCCAAGAACACGCUCCAUAAGAUGGGCUACAGCAACCCGGCAGACGAGGCCCAGGAGGAGAAUGCGUCCAACCUGGAGGACACCCCGGGCACGUCCCCCAUGCUUGCGCCGCUGGCGCCCGACCCCCAGCUGCGCGCUCCAGAUCCGCUGUGGGAGUUCGACAAGGACGAGAUGAUCCGUCUGUGCCGGGUAUACGAGGAAGAGGUCGGCAUCAUGUAUCCCGUCAUCCGGGUCGAGACCGUGGUGAACCACGUCAAGAUCCUCUCCUCCUGGAUGGAGGCUGCAAGGAAGCAUUUCCAGCACCCACCCGUCGCCCAGGACAGCGGCAUAUCGGAUCGCAAGACGAUACAGCUCAAGAUGGUAAUGUGCACAGCCUUGAUCGUCGAGGAGCACGGUGAUAGCGACAAGGCCAUUCGAUUGUUUGAGACCGUUCGGCCUUUUCUUGACAAGAUGCUUAUGAGCGACCCGAGCGAUGUCGCGAACCUUCCAUUACUCGUACUUCUGGGUGGCUAUAGGUUCUUGGCCAACGAUGAGGUCCUGGCUUGGCGAGUCAUUGGGCAGGGUCUACGGUUGUGCAUCGAGCUUGGCCUGCACCGUCGCGAUGCUAUCCUACGGAUCCCAGAUGAAGAAGACAGACGGAAUGCCAUCCAUUCGUUCUGGAGCUGCUACGUGCUCGACAGACGAUGGAGCUUUGGAACAGGACUGCCUUAUGUCGUUGCAGACGAGGAGAUUGAUCCCAAUCUUCCCUUGCCGGAUCAACACCCAUAUCUCGUGGCCAUGAUAUCCUACUCACAGCUCAGCGCGAGGGUAUGGCGCCUCGUGCGACAUUUCGAGCCCAACAUGGCCAUGGAUCUGCGCCAGAACGACAUUGAGGAUUUGGACCGCCAAAUCAAACAGUGGUAUAGCGAAGUACCUGCAGAAGUUCGGCUUGACCUUCCAGACUGGGAAACCAUGCCUCGCCAUCUGAUGCCUCCUGUGCACUCACAAAAGGACUACAACAUCCAGCGUCUCCAGAUAUGGACAUAUCUACGCCUAAAUCAGAUCCGCACUUGGCUGCACAUGCCCAUUCUGCAUACCCACAGCAGCAUCAUGGAGAACCUGCGCGGCGCUGAACGAGCAGUCAAGCUGGCAAAGAACACGAUCAAGUACUUGGCACACUUGAACAGCACCACCAACGUGUAUCGCAAGAUCCAGGUUUUCUACCAUCAGUUCCUCACAUCAGCUAUCGCCGUCCUAUUCCUGGCCUCCUGCCACGCGCCCGUCAACUUCAGCGCCAGCUGCCGUGACGAAUUCUACAUCGCCCUCGAGCUCGUCCGCGAUCUGAGCUCCAAGUCUUGGGUGUCGCAGCGGCUCUGGCGUACCAUCAAGUCGUUGAAGGAGGUGGCGCCGCGUCUCGGCCUGGCCGAGGCCGAGGACCCGCACUCAUCCGCUGCCCUCACAAUGGCAGGGUUGGCAACCGGCCACAUGGGCCAGAAGGCUGCGACCCCGCCGGCUGUCGAUCCGAACACAGCAGCCUCCUUCAACCGCCCGAUCCCGACGUCGGCCCCUGGCGCGGCCGCGCCCAUGGUCGACGGCGCGCAGAACGGAUGGCAGAUCUCGACCGAGAUGUCGCGGAUCUUCGAGGGCUACAUGGGCAUGAACGGCAUGCCACCACCGUCCCUCCUCGACGAUAUGGGCGUCCCCGGCGGCGCCUUGGGCGGCGACCCGACCCAGAGGACCACGGCUGACUUUCAGCCCCAGCCGGUGCCUGACGACGCCGUGUCGGGGCCGUUCGGCGUCCGGGUUCCGGGCCAGGGGAACGGCAGUGUCUAUAGUCACUUCAGGGACAUGUUUUGA
Messenger RNA from Neoarthrinium moseri, 2553 nucleotides. RefSeq lists its product as uncharacterized. Bases 1 to 2553 code for a protein of 850 amino acids. Lineage: Eukaryota; Fungi; Ascomycota; Sordariomycetes; Amphisphaeriales; Apiosporaceae. Gene Ontology annotation, molecular function: zinc ion binding; RNA polymerase II cis-regulatory region sequence-specific DNA binding; DNA-binding transcription factor activity, RNA polymerase II-specific. The record is from RefSeq and is a predicted model, not a curated record. Gene Ontology annotation, cellular component: nucleus. Gene Ontology annotation, biological process: positive regulation of transcription from RNA polymerase II promoter by galactose; DNA-templated transcription. The transcript is spliced from 4 exons.